AUGCCUGCAAAUGGAAGCGGUCCCUUGAAGCUGCAGUUUGGGCUAAUCAACCACAAGGGUCGUUACCUCACUGCAGAGGCCUUUGGUUUCAAGUUGAAUGCAUCGGCUCCCAGCCUGAAAAAGAAGCAGAUAUGGACUCUAGAGCAUGACACUCAGGACUCCCAAGUGGUGUAUUUACGCAGCCACCUGGGACGCUACUUGGCUUCUGACAAGGAUGGCAAAGUCACCUGUGAGGCAGAUGGCCACAAUUCAGACUGCCGCUUCCUCAUAGUGGCUCAGUCGAACGGCCGCUGGGCUUUUCAGUCUGAGCAAUACCUACGCUUCUUCGGCGGCUCACGGGACUACCUGUCCUGCUUCGCUCAGACAAUCACAGAUGCCGAGCUGUGGGCAGUGCACCUGGCUCUCCAUCCUCAGGCCAACCUUCUGUCAGUCGCCCGUAAGCGCUAUGCCCACCUCGCUAUGGAGGACGGGGAAAUCGCAGUAGAUGUGAACAUACCUUGGGGUGUGGAAGCGCUCCUGACCCUCGUCUACCUGGAUGGGAAGUACUGCCUAAAAACUUGUGACAGCCGGUUUCUCAGCAGUGAUGGAAAGCUAGUGAAAGAGAGUGGGCGAGGCACGGCAUACACAUUAGAGCUGAAGUGCGGAAAGCUAGCCUUUAAAGAUUGUGAGGGUAGAUAUUUAUCUCCCAUGGGGCCUACGGGCACCCUGAGGUCAGGACGUUGCUCCAAGCCAGGCAAAGAUGAACUGUUUGACUUGGAAGAGAGCCAUCCACAAGUGGUUCUGAUAGCAGCUAAUGGCAGAUAUGUUUCUAUUAAACAAGGCGUAAGCCUCGCUGCCAAUCAGGAAGAGGAGACCGACAUGGAGACAUUUCAAAUGGAGAUUGACAAGGAGACCAAGAAGUGCACGUUUCGCACCAGCCAAGGGAACUACUGGGCUCUGGUGGCGCAUGGAGGCAUCCAGAGCACGGCCUCAGAAGUAUCAGCCAACACCAUGUUUUCAGUGGAGUGGUUGAGCCACAAGGUGGCGCUAAAGGCCAGCAAUGGCAAAUACAUCUGCAUCAAGAAGAAUGGUCAGUUACUUGCAGUCAGUGACUCCAUAGGUGAGGACGAGCAGCUCACUUUAAAACUAAUCAACAGGCCCAUGCUGAUCCUGAGAGGGGACAAUGGAUUCAUCUGCCACCACAAGAACUCCAACACGCUGGACGCCAGCAGAUCCGUCUACGACAUCUUCACCCUGCAGUUCAGCAACGGGGCUUACAAUAUUAAAGGUCAGAAUUAUGACUUUUUCUCCUGUGCAGGCAUCGACGGGCGGUUCUGGUACGUGAACAGUGCCGGGCUGGUGUGUUCGGAUGGUGAGGCCCCGGAGGAUUUCACUCUGGAGCUCCUGGAGCGUGGACGCCUCACCAUCCGUGGCAAAAACGGCAAAUACCUGCGUGGAGACCAAGGAGGCACUCUCAAAGGAGAUGGACUCGGCCUGAGCAGCUCGGCCCUUUGGGAGUAUUAGAUCAAAUCUCAAGACCAAACUCCUUCUAAAAAAUAAUAAUGG
Nematolebias whitei (Rio pearlfish) is the source of this 1545-nucleotide messenger RNA. It is a transcript of the gene fscn2b, whose product is annotated as fascin actin-bundling protein 2b, retinal. Gene Ontology annotation, molecular function: actin filament binding; protein-macromolecule adaptor activity. Gene Ontology annotation, biological process: establishment or maintenance of cell polarity; actin filament bundle assembly; cell migration. The coding region runs from base 1 to 1503 and encodes 500 amino acids. NCBI's taxonomy places the organism in Eukaryota, Metazoa, Chordata, Actinopteri, Cyprinodontiformes, Rivulidae. The transcript is spliced from 6 exons. Gene Ontology annotation, cellular component: actin cytoskeleton; cytoplasm. The record is from RefSeq and is a predicted model, not a curated record.